Messenger RNA from Eimeria tenella, 225 nucleotides. RefSeq names its product 40S ribosomal protein S30, putative. The transcript is spliced from 3 exons. Bases 1 to 225 code for a protein of 74 amino acids. The record is from RefSeq and is a predicted model, not a curated record. Gene Ontology annotation, molecular function: structural constituent of ribosome. Gene Ontology annotation, biological process: translation. NCBI's taxonomy places the organism in Eukaryota, Apicomplexa, Conoidasida, Eucoccidiorida, Eimeriidae. Gene Ontology annotation, cellular component: ribosome; cytosolic small ribosomal subunit.
AUGGGGAAAGUUCACGGCUCCCUUGCUCGUGCCGGUAAGGUCAAGAACCAGACACCUAAGGUGCAGAAGCAGGAGAAGAAGAAGCCAGUGACUGGCCGUGCAAAGAAGCGCCAGCUGUAUAACCGUAGAUUCACCACAACUGACAUGGGAGGCGCUUCUGAUUUGAAGCGCCAGAGGAGCAUGGCAGCAAUCGUGAUGCCGAUAACCUGCUUGGGGAGAGAUUAG